This is a messenger RNA of Schistosoma rodhaini, 6611 nucleotides long. The record is from the annotation of a GenBank genome assembly. NCBI's taxonomy places the organism in Eukaryota, Metazoa, Platyhelminthes, Trematoda, Strigeidida, Schistosomatidae.
UAAAUUCUUAAGACGAGGUUGUUAUAAAUGUUAAAAAACUUUUAAACCGCAAGGUAUAACUUCUGCGUCACUAUUGAGAUGAAUUAUUGUUUGGCACUCAAACUAACUUGGAUACUAUUCCAUCAUGUAUAUGCUCUAAAAGACGAAUCUAACAAUGUACUUAACGGUUCUUCAGUUGGUAUCGGGAAAACUACUAACCGCCAUGGCAAUUUGUCAAUCCUUAAAUCCAAUUUCUCUACAUUGGAGUAUGUUUUCACAUCUGUUAAUGUAACACCAAAAUCAAAGCUUACAGCAUCAAACGUCACCGUUAUUUUCGAAGGUGUGUUGACUACCAAACUUCCGAAUUCCACUAAGCAGUUGGAUAAAUUGUUAUCAGAAAAAACUACAGAGGUUAGACAUAUAACAACUGGAACAAAUGCUAUCCAAGAGGAGGUUACUGAAAUCGAUGAGUUUGGAAAAAGCGAACUAGGAGAAAGCUCUAUCCAUUCAAGUGAUUCAUAUGUUGAGCCACGAAAAAAAGAUUCCGAGGGUGUUGGACCACAAAUAGAUCCUGAAAAUUAUAUUUUCAACAGAAAGCAUUUCGCCGAAUCUGAGUCUAAAAAAUCCAACGGGUUUAUAUAUCAAAGCGACUCUGGUACCGUAGUUCGCGAUAAAUUAUGUAAGUUCAUGUUUUUGUGUAUAAAAUGAAGUAAUAAUGCAUGGAAUGUGAAAUGUGUUAUUAUUUGGUUUUGAAACUGUCAACAUUUAUAUCAGGUAUAUUAUGAUGUAAUCGGUAAGAAUGAUAGUGAACGUGGCUCACCGUUAGUCAGUUAUUGCUUCGUGACGUAACUUCGUAAGUACCACAAAUAUUUGGCAAAUGCAUUCUAUAAAUGAUGUGACUUCACUGGUUUGUAUUGAGCAACUGAGGUUGCAGUUUUUUGUCGUGAGUAAUAUUCGAAAAAUUAUGAGAUCUUAGCAACCUCUUCCAAUACUUAACAUUGUGUAUGUUAUGCUUUUGAAAUUUUCAGCUAACUUUUCUCUUACUGAAGAUUCAAGCUUGUUUUUCGCAUUCUCGUUUCGCUGUUGUCAAAACAGAAAGUGCCGUAAUAAGAUAGUUAAAUUAUUUUAACACUUGUGAGUUAAUAUGGUUUGUAACUUAAAGUAAAAAACUCAGUGACACUCACUCAAGACGGUAGCUUUGAUUUUAUGUUAACUAGGUGCCUUGACUAUAAAUAAUAACAAUAAUAUGGUAUAUUCCGAAAAUAUUGCUUGCCUAUUUACCGACACGAUCAGUUUGAUAUAGAUAAUAACAUUAAAUAAACUGGACAUGUCAGAUAUUAGAUUAUUUAAAGUGUUCUAGUUCAAGAUUGUUUUGGUAGUGUAGUGGAUGUCGAGUCGAAGACGGACUAUGAUCACCACUACAAUUCGUUUACGCGCCCAAAAGCAACUUGGUUCCUUUGAUAGCUCGUAAAUCAGAAAGCUUUAUUAAUCCAGAUCAAGUAUAUUUAUUGGCGAUCUCGUGGUAUCGAAAUAAUACCGAGACGUGCCAAAGAGUACAGGCAAAAUGAGCAGUGCGUACGCAAGUUCGAACCAAACAAGGCGGAGAGGGAAAGCAUAAGUGAAACUGAUACAGUUAAACAAAUACAGUAAAACAAUCUCUGGUACAAUUGGUUACAAUAACAAUAAUUGUUUCCGUUAUUCCAAUCGUGUUCUUAUCGAGACUGGCCGGUCACUACAGUAGUACAUUUUUCACAGGUAUUAGAGCAAUGAAAGGCGUCAGUCGGGAACUUUUGCGUCUUUUUAAUUGAACAACCUUUUGAACAGUAAAUUUAACUUUAUUUCCUGAUUUAUAACAACAUAUAUAGGCAAACAAUAUUGUUUUCGAUUAGAUCCUCAUCAGGCUUUACUCUAAUAUACAGUAAUAUUUAUAGGCAUAUACGAAAUUAUUAAACCAAUCAAGGCAGUUUAUUAGUCAAUAAUAACAGUGGAAUAGGUUACAUGACUAAAAAUAAUAAUAAGUGAAAAGUACAAAUUGGUAGUAUGAUAACAGGUGUAUUAGUUGUGGUAAGAAUAAUGGAGGCUUGAAUCAAUGUUACAUAAUGGGAAAUAGGUCAAUGGUUAGGAAAAUAUAGACACUGAAAUAACAUUCAUAAAAAUUAUAAGAUUACGUAAUAAAAAGUGUUCAAAUAAUUGGACCAUGAAGCGAAUAUUUCCUGAGCCGUAGCAAACUAUUACCACUCAUUCAUUAACAAUUUGUUUUUAUUCAUCGUUUCUCUAUUAUCAUCUGCAAAUUUACUUCCUCCCCUUUUUAUGAUUUCAUCUUCAACAUAUAAAUAUCAAACAAUCUUAACAAUUAUGUUAAAUGUGCUGUUUUUUCUUGUUUCUUAAUUGGUUUUGAACUGAACAGCGUUGACUGCGGCCAUUUGCAGCUGAUGAGAAGCCAUGAAUACAAUGAAUUUAUUUUAUUCUGUGAAUAUUGUUCUCCUUGCUUUGCUUAAUUUUACCAAGGGGUCAAGAUGUAUGAGAUAAUAAAUUACUUCAAACUUUACAAACAAUUUUAGUUAACACUGCAUAUCCGUUAGGAAAACAAUAGGAUAUUUUCUCUUACAAUGUUCCCUCUAAUUACCUCUUACUUCAAACCAGUUUAUUUAUGUUUCAAUGCUUUCAGUGAUUUUAUUUUAGAUUUACCUUACCAUUUCAUGGAAUCCAUUUCCGUAACUAUUAAUCUAUGGAUAAUCCCUAUUAGAAUCUUGAUUAAUGCCGUUUUGAAAAUUCAACGGAAGAUUUGAAGGCAGUUUACGAUGUAGCAGUCUCAUAUUAUUCACUUGAACCAUACACUUAUGCGAGCCUGUGGUAAUAUAAACAGGUAUAUGACAGGAAAUUCAUCUGGCAAUCAUAUACGUUAUGUAUUUUAAUCCUAUGAAUUAUUUCCUACUUAUCCACGUGAUCAAUUGUGGGUUUUCAUCCCUGUACUCUGUUCAAGAAUUAGGCUUGACCUAAUAACUGAUUUUUUCCAAUCGUUUGUGACAUCAUAUCGUGUUUAGUUUAUGAUAAUAUUGUAUGCAUAAAUAUGUCGUUUUAGUGCAUAAAAUGUCUAUUCUUCUGGCUAGCGGUCCUGUUUUUGGUUUCAAACGAUACUACAGAUUAUGUCAAUCAUUCGGUCUCUUAGACUGCCACAUUAAAUCACUGCUUAUCAACGAUUGAUCAGUAUUCUUUCCAUUCAUUUUAAUAAUCUUAAGUUUGUCAUAAAAUUUUUAUUCAUAACAACAGUUUUCUAUGUAUGAUUAUAUAUUUGCCGCUUAUCUGAAUUAUAUAAAUACACUCAACAAUUCACGCAACAAUUGGUCGUUGCAUCAAUCCACACACCACACGGUUGAUUGAUUUAUCAAUUCGUAUACUACAUAGUGCACCACACCUCUCAUACCUUUUAAACCUUAUACUUUUUGUCCUCUGGUUCUAGUGUGACCGAAGUACGUGGAUUCCCUAAACGUUUUGUACUAAGCCUUUAGUAUCACGUUGUCGAGGGAACUUUGUUAUGCAAUAGGAUGUGUUACAAUUGUAUUUUGGUAAUAAACGACCCAGCUAUUCCUAUUGCUUAGUAUUCUUAUACAAUGACACUCAAGAAGACCCCAAAUCAGAACACGUUGAACAGGAAUGAAAUUGUAUUCAAAAUGACAAUCGUAAGUGAACAGCAAUCACUGAUUUGAACAACGUUCAUAUAUUUAUAGUAUAUACAUAAGAAGCUUCUAGAUUUUUCUCUAAUAAUUUGCCAGGGCUGAUUGGUUUAGAAUUAGCCAAUCAGCGCGCAGCAACACCAUCAUGCAUGAAAUAUGCUUUAAUCCAAUCUAUGUCCCGCUAACAGGAUGAGUCUAAGAAGCAUACGGAAUUAACCGAGAUCCAGGAUAGCUAAAAACAGACUCAUUUACGUUCUCAUGGUCUGGCGUCAGUUUGGGAACUAAGGAGAAACAAGGAGCAAUAUACCUCCUUUCUGUCCUAGCUUGAGGCUCAGUAGGGAAUCGAACAGAUCUUCCAGUUACUCAGGAAAUCCCAUUACCUUUAAACCACUGAGCUGUAAUCCGACGAUCCACAAUUGUGGUUUUAGUCAGCUCGAACUAUGAAUCUACAGUCAUUCGAUAUCAUCGGUAGAAAAGUAUUUCCAGUCCUACUUAAACUCCACUAGCUAUGACUUCAGUUUUUGGUUUAACAAUACAAAUAAUGUGACGCUAUCGCUCUUCCAUAUUCAUUUAUUACUAUUUUCUGUAGCUUAUUAUUGUGGAAAUGUGUGUGUUUGUGGUUAAACAAAUUCUGAAGUAAAAUCGUUUAAAAGAUCAGUGUUUUCUAUUUCGAUUCAGCAUAUGUACAGUCAAAUAAAUCAAGCAUAUGUUUUUCUUCCAACUUGUUAUUUUUCAAUCUAGAUACUCCCGAUAUAUCCGUGAGUUACGUCCUCGUACUAUGCUGCAUUCUAGUUGUGCUUAUUCUAUGCAUUUGGAAACCUCUUUGUCAUAUAUUGUACAAUAUAUACGGUGGGUGUUGUUCACGUUCUCGUAUUAGUAGAAUUGAUAUGAAUAGUAAAGUGGCAUAUCGUCAUUUAAAUACAGAGGAGUUUUAAAUCCGUUGACACCAUCAUUGCACAUAUAUUACUUGUUGCAUUAGGUAUUUUUUUCGUAUAUACAUGAACAAUUUGUUUAUUUUCUUUUACAUGUAUGCACCACACUUCUUUUUCUCACUGUUCACAAACAUCCCUUACUUAAUUGUUGUUUAGAAUUCUUUUAUAUUCCUUUGAAUUACUUUGUACAUGAGUGUGAUAAAUAUAUUAUUGGGUCAAAUUUGAUCAUUUUAUUCUUUCAUCUUAUUUAUGAUCAAUAUGUUUUCGAUUGUAUGCUAUUUGAGGUGAAUAACUCUUUUUUAUUGGCGAAUUUUCAUAUGACGGAUUAAUGAAAGCAAUAGGUUCACUAUCAUAUUUGAAGUUUUAUUCUAAAGAUACAGUUUGCAUGAGGGUUUCACGUUGACCAUCUACUAACCUGACUAUAUAAGCCAGAGAAAGAUUGAUCGACCGGGAACACCUGUUAGUCUUAGUGAUAAUGUCUUCAACACACAUUAUAUAAAUUUUGAAUAAAUGUGACUGUCUGUUUGAGUCUUUUUGUGAACCAGAUCUAUUCAGUUCCAACCAUCGAAUUCUUGUUAAUCGUAUAGAUUUUCUAUUAAAACUAUUUCAGUGUUGUAUAUUUCACUAAAUAAAAAAUGAUAAUAUGGUUCUGGUGCUUUCAUAAUGACCUGUCCUCUGUCUAUCAGCAGUCUUUCACAUAUUGAUGUGUGGAAUGUAUUCAUUAAAUAAAUUUCAUACAUUAUCCGUCACCAUUUCAAAACCAUCCUAAUAUAUACCAACUGAUCUCAGAACCGAAUCAUAUAAUUAUAAAAAUCUGAGUACACUGUAUAGUUUUAUGUAGUGUUCGUAAGUUGUCGAUUAAUACUUGAUCUACUAAUGUGACUUUACUGAAAACCGAAAAAUUUAAUGUUCCCUUAAAUCAGUAUAUUAAUACUUGAAUGAUAAUUGUACGAGCAAGUGUUAAUAAGUUUAUUUGUUUGCAAUGCUGAUAAAACACCACUACGUCAACUUCCAGCGAUCUUAAAAUGACCUUAAAAUAUUUAUGCCGCCUACUGGUCAAUGAGUUAAUUUAGAGGUAUAGUCCAGAAAAUUCCUCUUAAAAAAGAAGUAAUAAAAAAUGUAUUUGUAAAUUGCUAAUAAAUUCGCCAAUGUUUACAAUCAGUUUUCCAGCCUUAAAAUCAAGAUUUUCAACACUUGAGUCUAGGUUAGUUUCUUUAAUAAUUCUUUAUAAAGCCGUAAGUAGUUUUCCAGAUGACCACACACUGACUUCGACAUAUUUGCAAAAUCACUCAAAAACUGGGACAACUAUCUGAAGGAUAUCUGACUAGUUUAACACUGCAAGAAUGCUAAUAUGAUAUAUAUAAUAUGAUUUAUUCGAGACUCUCCUUUAUCAUUAAUUUGCAUCAGAACGGUUGAGCAUUCCACGUGUUUUGGAUUUGUAUUGUCAUUCCUACUCCAUCAUAACAGAAAACAAAUUCUUAUAAAUCCUAAGCUUCCCAACCCCUCUACUUGGAUAUUCUCUACUUAUUUAUUCAAAUUGUUGUCAUUCAUCAUUACUGAAGGUCACCGUAACUUAGUGUACGUUCAAGAAAUGGUCAUUAACAGUGCUAUUUCAAUGGGACGAAAAUUCAACCAUCAUGUGUACUUUAGAACUGUAAUAGUAUUUACUUCGAAACCCCUUCAUUAUACGACUAGCUGAGUUUUUAUAAAUACGCUUUCUGACACUGAUGGAACAUGUCCAUUACAAAUCAGCAUGAACUCAUAAAAAAUCUGACCAAGAGUUACCAGGAUAACAAGUUUUUUUGAUAAAAUUUCCAUUAUUACCAUACAUUUAUUCGCAACUUAUCUAGUUAACUAAUCAUAAAUUGUGAAUGAAGUAUUUCGAAGUAUAACCAUUUACUGGUUUCCAACUAAUUUACAUGAUUGACUAAUUCAUAUGUUCUUCAACUGUAGGAAUGUUGUCCUUGCUUUUCCAAUCUUCGCCUUUACGUCUGCAUCAGAUCCUCCUUUUUCAUCAAUGAUGCUU